CUCAGAAAUUUCUUAAGAAUACUCUUAAGUCGCUAAGAAAAUUCUCAGCUAAGAGUUACACUUAAAAGUGUAGUUAUAAUGACUCUGAGCGUAACUCUUAGCUAAGAGGAAAAGGAAACUCUGAGCGUAACUCUUAGAGCUGACAUUGGUCGUAACCAGGGGAUUCCCUGUGCUAUAUUUAGAAUUUAAAGCACUCUUCCGGUUUGGAGGCGAAAAUUUAUACCACGUGACAGUCACAUGAUGUAAACAAGCAGACGUGAAUCUGACAUCUGUCAAAACUUCGCGCGAUGGAUUCAUCACACAUUGUUUCGAUGAAACGCAAGCCUAAUUGGACAUCUGACCAGUCAUUGCUGUUGGUCCAACUUGUUGAUGAGCGGAAAUCAAUCAUCAAGGGCAAGUUUGGACCGGGAGUAACAUCCAGAAUGAAGAAGGAGGCAUGGGGGGAGGUGGCAGCCAAUAUCAACGCUGCAUUUCCUAACGUUGUUAGGUCAAGCGAUGACUGCGAGAAAAGAUGGUACAACAUCCAGUCCAAGUCAAGGCAAGAAAUAUCUGCUUUCAAGAGACAGCUCAGUGGCACUGGAGGAGGACCUGGUCCAAGCAAGUUGAGUGCUGUUUCUGAAGCAGUAUAUGAUGUUCUUGGCCAAUCCAAUGUCAGUAUAAGUGGAAUUGAGGGGAGCUUCGAUUCAACCCUUUUGCAAGUCAUGGACAUAUCAAACAGAAGUCAGGAAGCUGCUGUCGUUGAAGCUGAGGCCCACUUGCCCCUGGAUGUGCUAUCUUCACCCCAGCCCAGCUGUGCAGCAUUCACCACUCCAGUUCUACCCUGCACAAGCAAUGGACACCUCAGUGACAGAGAACUUUCAAGGAAAAAAAAUUGUUACAGAUUGAUGUGCUUCAGCUCCAGAAAGAACUGUUAAUGCUUAAAUUGGAAAAGAUGAAGACAGAUCAAUCUAAUAUGUAAAUGCAAGAACCAUGUCUGUACAUGCUUACCAAUAUCAUAAUUGUUUUAAUUUCUAUAGGGUAAACAUGGUUGCAGUAGAGAUAUUGAAGGUGCUGUUUCAAAAUCAUUAUUGUAUUGAUUUGCAUGCAUUUUCUAAAUAAAUGUUGCUACAUACUCUGAAAGUGAA
Molecule: messenger RNA, 1124 nt
Organism: Haliotis rubra (blacklip abalone)
Lineage: Eukaryota; Metazoa; Mollusca; Gastropoda; Lepetellida; Haliotidae
Exons: 3
Coding region: 288-914 (208 amino acids)
Cellular component (GO): nucleus
Source: RefSeq, a predicted model, not a curated record